AUGGCGGCAGUUCCACCAUUCCUUUCAUUGGUCGACAUAUACGACUACCUGCCCAACUUUGAUGCCGACUGCGACCUCCAGGUGGGCGAUUGGGUGGUUGUGCAGCCGCAGCGCAUGGCGGCGUUGCUCGGUCCGCUGAUCAGUGCGUGGGAAGCCGCGCCACAAAAUCACGUACUGUCCGCUGCCUCUUCCUUUGUGCCUCAGUACACUUUGAGUCAGCUUCUCCCUGAGCCUCUGACGCUCCGGCGGCGGUCGCUGGCGUGGAACCGUGUCGGGCUCGACUCGUUUUCCGCAAAGCUGCCUCGACUGGCUCCGUUGUCCAUGGCACGAGCGCAUUACUGCCAGCGAAAGCGGAUGCAUGUAGCUGAUGAUAGCCCGGCAAACGCACGGGGCAGCGGUGUGUUUGGCGAUGAUGCAAGCAGCGGAAACGGUAAUCUGUACCUGCACGUGCGCUUGGGUCUUCUCACCCCCUCUCGUCCGUACGUAUUCGGGGGGUUGGAUAUUGUGGAGGUGCUGGCGUGGCCAUCUGAUGGCGCGUGUGCCGAAGAAGACACGGCGGCGUGCGUGCCCCCUCGUUUGGCAACUCAAAAGCCAGCUGUUCUGUACCUGAACCUUCUCACAGGAGAGACGCUGACGCGCGAGGAGGCAGUGCGUCGGGCAUCGACGCUGCUGCCAUCAUACACCUCUUCUGCCACCACAUGGUCCUCUGCGAUCGAGGAGGCUGCCGAGAAGGAAUGGCAGCAGUGGGUUCUUCGGUGA
Leishmania braziliensis MHOM/BR/75/M2904 is the source of this 759-nucleotide messenger RNA. RefSeq lists its product as hypothetical. The transcript has a single exon. The coding region runs from base 1 to 759 and encodes 252 amino acids. The record is from RefSeq and is a predicted model, not a curated record. Lineage: Eukaryota; Euglenozoa; Kinetoplastea; Trypanosomatida; Trypanosomatidae.